ACUCGCAGAGCGGUGGGCAGUAUUUGGGACAUGACCAUACCAUAUCAACCGCUGAUAACCUGAAAACCGAUUUUUUUUUAAUUUUAUAUAUUUUUUAUUUUUAUUUUUUUAAAUUAUUACUUCCUCUAAAUUUACGAACGCUGUUUCAUGGCCUUUUAUGAGGACUGAAUUUUCCUGUUUAUUGUCGCUGAAGUGUUAGCUAGUCGAGUUAGCUAACCUCGUCUGUAUUAUUAUUUUUCCAGUAGCACUGACCAGCUAGUUAACAGUAAUUAAACGAGUAAAACAGAUGAGUGUGCAAACAUUUAUGAGCGGUUAUUAUUUAUAUCUUUAGCAGUUUGCCGACUAGCAUAACUUUUGGUGUAGUUUAGCAAAGGCAGCUAGUGUUCAGGGAGUAUAAACACAACCCGCUGUUCAGCUGAAGAAAACAAACUCUCUUGAAACAUCUCGUUUCCUACAGAUGUUUAUUUGACCCUGGGUUAUUACAUGUGACAGAAAUAUUGACUGUGCUCUCCAACAAUAUCAAGGAAUGAGAUGAGAAGAAGUAGAAUAAAAUAAAGAUGUCUGUCCUGCAUCUUUUCUUUUUUUGUGGUCUGCUGGCUUUGGCCUCAUGUGUGCCACCUAUCUGGUCCCAGCCUGAGCAGGUGCACAUUUCCUAUCCAGGGGUAGAGGGUUUGAUGGUGAUCACUUGGACAACCUUUAACUACACAGAGAGCGUGGUGGAAUAUGGACUGUGGGGUGGGAAGCUCUUCAGUCAUACUGCGAAGGGGAACUCCACGCUGUUUAUUGAUGGAGGUUCAGAGAAACGUCAAAUGUACGUUCACAAAGUCUCAUUGCCAGAACUCCAACCCGGGGCUACAUACGUUUACCACUGUGGUAGUGAGGAAGGCUGGAGUGAUCUUUUCUUCUUUACUGCGCUGAAUGAUAGCACAAGUUUUAGCCCUAGAUUUGCUCUGUUUGGUGACAUGGGCAAUGAAAACCCUCAAUCACUGGCCAGACUUCAGAAAGAGACCCAGGCUGGGAUGUAUGAUGUCAUCCUGCACAUUGGAGACUUUGCUUAUGAUAUGCAUGAGGACAAUGGCAGGAUUGGGGAUGAGUUUAUGAGACAGAUUGAGUCCAUUGCUGCUUAUGUGCCGUAUAUGACCUGUCCUGGUAAUCACGAAUGGGCCUAUAAUUUCUCACACUACAAGAGCCGUUUCAGUAUGCCUGGGGAAACUGAGAGUCUGUGGUACAGCUGGAACAUUGGGUCAGCACACAUCAUCUCGUUCUCUACUGAGGUCUACUUCUACCUCAAAUAUGGCCUAGAUCUCCUCUUCAAACAAUAUGAGUGGCUGCAGAAAGAUCUUGAGGAAGCAAACAAACCACAGAACAGAGCUGUAAGACCCUGGAUAAUCACCAUGGCACACAGACCCAUGUACUGCUCCAAUGAUGAUAAAGAUGACUGCACCAAGUUUGAAAGCUAUGUACGCCAUGGACGCAGUGACACAAUGCCGCCAGCCCCUGGCCUUGAGGACUUAUUCUAUCAGCAUGGAGUGGAUCUGGAGCUGUGGGCACAUGAACAUACUUAUGAAAGACUAUGGCCUGUGUAUAAUUACAAGGUGUUUAAUGGGAGUGUUGAUGAGCCAUACGUGAAUCCUAAAGCACCUGUGCACAUCAUUACUGGCUCAGCUGGGUGUCGAGAAAAACAUGAUGGGUUUAUCCCCAAGCCUCGAGACUGGAGUGCCUUCAGAAGCACUGAUUAUGGCUACACACGUAUGCACCUCAUCAACUCAACACACAUCUACCUGGAGCAGGUCUCUGAUGACCAGUCUGGAAAAAUUAUAGACAGCUUCACACUGAUAAAGGAAGUUCAUGGGACCAAGGCCUGGCUCUGAAGACUCCAUCAACUGCGCACAAUCAACCUUUUACUCAGCAAAUGAAAUUUUAAUACCACAUGUGCUGGGUUUCAGCUUUUGGAAAAUAAAUAAAUGGCUACUUAAUGAAAAUUGGACACGGUGCGUGAGUGCAUGUGAAGUUGAAAAGGAGAUGGCUCUUUCAACUGAAACUGUUUUGCCAGAUUUAUGGUGAGCAAUAUUAGAUAAAUUUACCACACAGGAAUGUGGUUUGAAAUUAACUGCAUCAAUCAUUUGUGCAAGAGACUAAAUCUGAUAUAGAUUUUCCUUUGAAUGAACAGUGCCCAGAGAUUCUUCUCUUGCCUCAUUUUGGCUUUUUUUUAAUCACAGUUACAUAAAAAUGAAUCCUAAGCACAUUGUUGAAACAUUGAAUAAUCAUUUGUUGAUAUCCAAAUGGAAACUAUGUUCUAAGUGCACUCUGAUUUUGGGUAAUAUUAUGUCUCUGGAACCCUAAAUGCUGCUCCUUUUUGAUUUGCUAUUGAACCUCAAUAAAUCUACUGUUUUUCAAGAC
Molecule: messenger RNA, 2400 nt
Organism: Neoarius graeffei (lesser salmon catfish)
Lineage: Eukaryota; Metazoa; Chordata; Actinopteri; Siluriformes; Ariidae
Gene: acp7
Product: acid phosphatase 7, tartrate resistant (putative)
Exons: 15
Coding region: 558-1871 (437 amino acids)
Molecular function (GO): acid phosphatase activity; metal ion binding
Source: RefSeq, a predicted model, not a curated record